AUGAUGAAAGGUAAAGAAAUUAGAAUCAUGUCUUUGCUGGUGCUAGACACUAUUUUUUUCCUUUUGGAAUUAAUUAUCGGUUAUAUGUCUCACUCUUUAGCCCUUAUUGCCGAUUCUUUCCAUAUGCUAAACGAUAUUAUUUCAUUAUUAGUAGCUCUUUGGGCUGUUAAAGUUGCCAAAGAACGUGAUCCUGACUCUAAAUACACAUAUGGUUGGAAAAGAGCUGAGAUUCUUGGUGCAUUAAUCAACGCAGUUUUCUUAAUUGCAUUAUGUUUUUCAAUUUUGAUUGAAAGUAUUCAAAGGUUAAUUCAACCUCAAGUAGUGGAGAAUCCUAAGUUAGUCAUGAGUGUCGGUUUUGCUGGUCUUGCAUCAAAUAUUGUGGGUUUAUUCUUAUUCCAUGAACAUGAUCAUGAUCAUGGUGUACACGAUGAAGAAGCUGGUGGUUUAGUUGGUUCGAGUCACCAACAUAUGAUUUCAACUACUGGAACUGAUGCCGAAGAAAGUGAUAGUCAUACUCAUUCACAUUCUGUAGAGUCUACACCUAACGAUGUCCUAACUAAUACUACUGUUGAAAUACUAAGAAACGAGAAUGAUGACAGUAACGACAGUAACGAUAACGAAGAUACUCCAUUAGUUAAUAAGACAACUUUGAUUAAACGUAAGAAGAAGGAUGUUAAGAAACCAAAGAAAUCAACUAAAUCUCUAAAUAUGCGUGGUGUGUUUUUACAUGUCAUGGGUGAUGCAUUAGGUAACAUUGGUGUUAUUUCAGCAGCUUGGUUUAUUUGGAAAACUGAUUAUACAUGGAGAUUCUAUAGUGAUCCUUUAGUCUCAUUAUUGAUUACAUUAAUUAUAUUUUCCUCUGCAUUACCAUUAUCCCGUAAAGCGUCUAAGAUUCUUUUACAAGCUACUCCAUCGAGUAUCUCAGCAGAUGAAAUUCGUGACGAGAUUCUAGAGAUUCCAGGUGUUUUAGCUGUCCAUGAUUUCCAUAUUUGGAAUUUAACUGAGGCUAGUACCAUUGCAUCCAUACAUGUGAAAUUAGAUAUCAGUCCCGAAGAAUUUGUAUCCACGGCUAAAUUAAUUAGACAUAUAUUCCAUAACCAUGGUGUUCAUUCAGCUACUGUUCAACCAGAAUUCUCUUCUGAUCAAGUAUCUGCUCAAGAUCGUAGAAGGUUUUCUAUAAUUGCAGGUGGUGCAGAUGACAACAACUCUACACCAUGUACGGCAUAUGGUUCUACUACCAAGGAUAGUAAUUGUUUAGUGGAUAACGCUGCUAAUUGUUACUCCGACAGGUGCAAAUAA
This is a messenger RNA of Maudiozyma saulgeensis, 1299 nucleotides long. NCBI's taxonomy places the organism in Eukaryota, Fungi, Ascomycota, Saccharomycetes, Saccharomycetales, Saccharomycetaceae. The record is from the annotation of a GenBank genome assembly.